This is a messenger RNA of Pocillopora verrucosa, 3258 nucleotides long. RefSeq lists its product as uncharacterized. Gene Ontology annotation, biological process: transcription by RNA polymerase III. NCBI's taxonomy places the organism in Eukaryota, Metazoa, Cnidaria, Anthozoa, Scleractinia, Pocilloporidae. The record is from RefSeq and is a predicted model, not a curated record. Gene Ontology annotation, molecular function: protein binding. Gene Ontology annotation, cellular component: transcription factor TFIIIC complex.
CAUAUGAUUAAGUUAAAUUGCAUGGAAAACUUAAGCAUCAAAUUUUGUAACAUUUCACCAUCACCCAUGCCUUUACUAACUGUAGUAUGAACAGCCUAGAAUAUUUACAUCUUUCAUUUCAGUCUACAAGACUGAAAAGACUCGUGAAGUCAGGACAGUCCUUAGCGUGCCCAAACCAGGGGUGUAGAGCGAAGUUCACGACUGCCCUUGGAUACCAAAGCCACGUGAAAAUAUGUGGAAUAAAAGAGGAGGAGAGAGAGAAGUUUCCUUGUGAGAUUUGUGGAAAACAAUACAUGUCCUAUCCAGGACUUACAUAUCAUAUGAAGGCUAAACACACAGAGAGUGAACCCAUCAACAGUGAUCAUUCUGAGGUUAAGGAUGAGGAAGAGGAGCCUGAAAUUCUACCAAGUGGAAGAAGAAGAAGAAAGGCAGCUUCAAGGGCCAUAUCAAAGGUGCAGCAAAUAACAACAGACCAAGAACUUGAAGAAAUCAAUCUGGCCAAAAAGACAGAAAAGAGAGCCCUUGGCCAGCUGAUAUCCAAAAUUAAAGGAAGAGUUGUUUCAAAGGAGCAAGAGGACAAAUGGAAUGAGAUGCUGAAGACAGAGUCAGAUAUUGUUUGUCCUGGCGUGGGGUGUUCAGAAACAUUUAAGGCAGUGUCAAGCCUCAAAGAGCAUCUGCAAUCCUGUGCGAAAGCAAUCUCUUACAAGUGUCUGGCAUGUGGCAAGAAGUAUCUAUCCUUACUAAUCAUCCAGAAGCACAUCAAGCAUCUUCAUGUUGGAUAUAUGCCAAAGGGAAUGGAGAAGUCCGACAGCAGUGAUGUGGAUUUUCAAGCUGCCAGUUCAGGAGAGAGUGAAGAUGACAGUGACGAUGUAGAGAUUGAAGAGAUCGACGAUAGUGGUAGCGAACUAAAUGACCACCUGGAGGAUGCCGAAGAAAUUGUUGUCUGGGAUGACACGAGAGCAAAGUUCAAGAAACCAAGAAAAAAGAGACAACCGCCUAACAGAACGUCUGGUGAAGAUGUGAGAUUUGGACCUAUUGGGGCAAAGGACUCGGAGAGUUACACAACAACAGAAAGCUGGCGCAAGCAAGAGUAUACACAUAAGGACCUGUUCCCAAACUUGAGACCCUCCUCCUCAUACUGGUGUAAAGUUGAGCUCAGUGAAGUCGACCAGUAUUUACCUGAAGCAACCACCUCACCACCGUUUCAAAUAAGAAGAAAAGGAGACAGUCAGAGCUUGGAGGAGAGCACAGAACUUCCAUUGUUUGAGAGCACAUCUAAAGAUCAUAGUUCUCUUCAUGGUGACGUUACUUUCAAUGUUGGUGGACCAGUCUGGGCAAUGGAUUGGUGCCCAGUACCAGACUCAACCAAGAAUUCAGAUCAGUAUUUGGCAAUUAGCACGCAUAGAUCAUUCGACGAGGUUCACAAUGUUCAUAAAUGUUUUUCAAGAAAAGGACUUAUACAACUGUGGAAUGUUGGUCAGUUAAAAGUGAACUCAGCUAGUUCAGGGUCGAAACCAACCUUGUCACUCGGCAUAGCGCACGACUUUGGUGCCAUAUGGGACAUCAGCUGGUGUCCGUCUGGAACAUGGGAACCUUCCUUCUCUGAUAAAAACCAAACAGAGUGUCUUCCUCGUCUUGGUGUUAUGGUUGUAGCAUGUAGCGAUGGCUUGGUUCGGAUUCUGAGCAUUCCUUGGCCAUCUGAGUUGGAAUCUGCCCAAGAGGUGAAGGACUCAAAGAACAAUUUUAAGACAGUGAUGUUUCGUCCUAUUCCCCAUGCUAAGUUGAUUCCAUGUUCCUUGGGCGUGGCUUAUAGUGGGGAGAGUGGUCAAGCUUGGUGUGCAAAGUGGUUUCCCUGUGCCAUGCACGAGAAGAUAGCGGCUGGAUUUUCUGAUGGAUCGGUGGCAAUAUGGAAUCUCACGACAGAAUCGCCGUUGCUAAAGGAAACCGAGAAUGAAGGAAAAACAUUUCGUCUGGCUCCUUUCCUUCAUAUUCUGGCGAACUCAUCAGUGAUCAAAGAUCUCGCUUGGUGUCGAGAAUGUCCCGACUACCUUGUGACAGGGAGUUAUGAUCGAUUGUAUAAAGUGUGGGAUCUUAAGUCUCCCUUGAUGCCAGUAGCUGUCAUAAAACGAGGUGUACCGCAUGAGAUUCAUUGGCCGUACGGUUUUGCUAAUAUUAUGAGCUGUGAAGACGAUGCAUUUCAGAAUCUGACGUACCCGUGCGUUGCAAGAUACUUCACAUUCCAAACCAACAAAGAUGAGAGAUUGACCAAUCUAGCGUCCACGCAUAACUGCACAAUCUGGAGUAUAUCGAUGUCUGAGUGGUCAAACAUCUUGGCCUGUGGUGAUGCUGCCGGCGAGGUUGUAGCUGUCCAUGUCUUACCGAAGAAACGGAAAACGUUUGCUAGAUUUGGCAUUUACAGGGCGUUUUUGGAAGAAAUUGCUGGUAAUUCUUCAUCUAGUGAACAAAAUAAGGAAGAUUUUUCUCAAAGAGAACAGAAAAACGCUGACUCAGUCGAGGAAACUCAAACGGAUGGUUCUGCCGGUGACAAUGGUUCAUCUGCUGACAGGAAGAUGAAAGAAAUCCUUGCUUCUAAAGAAAAAUCUUCAAUGAACGUGUCAACCUCGAAAUCAGAUGCAGACGAGAUGAUGGAAACCACCAAUGCGUCUGGGAAAACAGAUGGUGACGCAAAAAAGGGAACACCCACUCCACCAAAGACUUUAGGAGAAGUGUUUGAGAAACACAGACUUGUGUUUCAUGAUGUUAAUGCAUUGGAGUUUAAGGACAGAGUUGACAAAUCAGAUCCAGAUUUCAAACGCCUUCUUUCGCCGAGCACUAUGCAAACCAUUCCGUAUGAUCAAUUUGCCAAUCCUCAAGCGAUACAUAAGGUCCGUUUUAAUCCCAAUAAACAAUCCUACAUGUGGCUCGCCUCAGGUUGCGCCUCGGGUCUGGCAAGACUCCAUUUAGUCAAGCAGGUCACCACGUGACAUGGCAUGUUAGGACACGUGUUGCUUCCUGGAUUGUAAAGGAUGUUGAGAAUUAUGGAGAUUUGAAAAGGCAAUGUCUCCCUUUAAAUCGGCAGCAUGGCCAUGCUGAUAAACAUGUAGUUCAUCCGUGACUGAUUAACCAGGAAAACCAGGAGCUUUCCUGAGAGACGAUGAAGCUAGGGGACUGGAUCCCCAUUCAGGCUUUAUUUAUUCGGCAAUCGAUCUCCAGUUAUUGGCCGUUUUUAACGUAGAGACGUUAAAGUUGUCUAAGACG